UGAAAUCCCUUCAUCUUGACAAAAAUCCAUUCCGUCUUUUCGUCGUGACUGGUACGAUUUGGUGAUUUUUUCGCAAAAAUUGUUGCGUUAUGUGCCUUGAAUCCAACUAAAUUUGGUCACCGCGGCUAGUGUUUCGAUUUGUGCACCGACUAAAGCCGGAUUUGCGGCACCAUGACGCAAUAUUUGCCACCAAACUUGCUGGCUUUGUUCGCCCCACGCGAACCGAUUCCAUUUUUGCCACCGCCGGAUAAGCUUCCGCACGAGAAAAAAUCGCAGGGUUAUGGGGGGGUCGGCGCUUUCAUGGACCUUUUUGAGGAUCCCAAGGAUACCCCUCCACCAACCAGGGUUGAAACCAGAGAGGAGCGGCUGGAACGGAGACGCCGAGAACGGGCAGAACAGGUUGCCUACAAACUAGAACGGGAAAUAGCAAUCUGGGAUCCACAGCAAGUCGAGGGGGCCACCGAGGAUCCUUUCCGGACACUGUUCGUGGCGAGAAUUAACUAUGACACUUCGGAAUCUAAACUGCGUCGUGAGUUCGAGAUAUACGGCAAUAUAAAGAAAAUUAAGGUAAUCACGUCCAAGGACAACGGUAAACCCCGAGGAUACGCUUUUAUUGAGUAUGAACACGAACGGGAUAUGCACUCCGCCUACAAGCAUGCCGAUGGUAAGAAAAUCGAUGGUAAGCGGGUGCUAGUCGAUGUGGAGCGUGCCCGCACCGUCAAGGGAUGGUUACCGCGCCGUUUGGGUGGAGGACUCGGCGGAACACGUCGUGGUGGCGCCGAAGUCAACAUCAAGCACUCGGGCCGCGAAGACAACGAGCGGGAACGGGAACGGUACCGGUUGGAACAGCGGGAACGGGAGGAACGCGACCGACGGGGAGAUCGCUUCGAACCGCGAUUCGACCGUCGUCGCUCACGAUCGAGGGAUCGUGCCCCGGAUCGUCGCCGCCGGUCUCGCUCCAAGGAUCGCCGACGUCGGUACAGUCGCGAACGCGAGCACGAAGAUCUGGAGCGUAAGGAUCGCUGGGGUGGCGGUGCCGAGCGGGAGCGUAGCCGUGAACGCGACCGAGACCGGGAUCGGGAUCGCGAGCGUGACCGUGAGCGCGAUCGUGCCGAGAAGAAACGCAGACGCAGUCGCAGCCGCAGCCGGUCCCGGGAUCGGGAGCGCGAUCGCGGCGACAAGAAACGGGACAAACGCGACAAGGAUCGGGACCGAGAGCGUAAGGAGCGCAAACCGGACUUCCGCGACGGCGAGAUCAAGAUCAAAGAGGAACCACAGGAUGAUUAUCCGGAUUACAGUGCUCAGUACGAUAACUACCAGGCGCAGAUUAAGAAUGAAGAUGGUGAGGAGGAAAAGUAUCGGCCUCACGAGGACGAAAACGGUAGUGGGGCAAUGGGAUCGCGAGGAGGGGGUCGCGGUGGGGGUGAAAAUGGGGGCCGCUAUGCGCAGUUAUCACACAACGACGACGACGACGAUCAGUACGAUGACGGGGAUCGGUAUGCGGGGUACUAGGAAAAGUUUUGGACUCCGUCGGUUUUCUUCGCUAAAUUUUAAUACAACCUAGGAACCUAGGCGUUUCAAGUUUUUACAACAUUCAUCUCCGUAGCAAAAAAAAAAAGGUAAAAUUGCAUAAUAUAAUACAUCGGGGUAGGGUUUUUUCAAACCUGAUACCGUAACGGCGUUUUGAUAAAUGCCCUAGUAAGUAUAAGGUAAGGUAUCUGCAGCGAUGAACAACAUAUAAAAGUAGGACAUGGCGUUCGUUUGGGAGAGCCGUAACGUGCUACGUGCGUAUGCUCAAGAAUGCUAAUAAACACUUAAACAAGACGCUCUGACGCGCGGACAGUUCAUCGGAAAGUUGACUUUGUAGCUUGAUACACAGUGCUAUUUGUAAACACCUCCACGCGUAAGUAUGUAACUGAAUAAAUUUCAUUGUGAAA
This is a messenger RNA of Uranotaenia lowii, 1937 nucleotides long. RefSeq names its product U1 small nuclear ribonucleoprotein 70 kDa-like. The coding region runs from base 172 to 1512 and encodes 446 amino acids. Gene Ontology annotation, biological process: mRNA splicing, via spliceosome. Lineage: Eukaryota; Metazoa; Arthropoda; Insecta; Diptera; Culicidae. The record is from RefSeq and is a predicted model, not a curated record. The transcript has 7 exons. Gene Ontology annotation, cellular component: U1 snRNP; precatalytic spliceosome; U2-type prespliceosome. Gene Ontology annotation, molecular function: mRNA binding; U1 snRNA binding.